Molecule: messenger RNA, 498 nt
Organism: Microthlaspi erraticum
Lineage: Eukaryota; Viridiplantae; Streptophyta; Magnoliopsida; Brassicales; Brassicaceae
Source: the annotation of a GenBank genome assembly
AUGGCGGAGACCACCGAAGGGAAUAUCCCCGACGUCGACCGGUCUUUACAGGAAACCGGUUAUACCGGUGGGAGUCUUACCUCCAAAUUGGAAGAAAAGUAUGAGGAUACCGACACGUGGCUGGCUAUAAAGGCGUGGUUGGACUCCCAGAAAACCAAAUCCGUUGUCCACGUAUCUUUUGGUUCAGAAGCUAAACCGAGUCAGACGGAGCUAAACGAAAUCGCUCUCGGUUUAGAGCUUUCCGGUUUACCUUUCUUCUGGGUGUUAAAGACUCGACGCGGUCCUUGGGAUACCGAACCGGUCGAGCUUCCCGAAGGGUUCGAAGAGCGGACCAAGGAGAGAGGGAUGGUUUGGAGAGGCUGGGUUGAGCUACUGAGAACGUUGAGCCACGAUUCGAUCGGUUUGGUUUUACUCAUAGCGGUGUGGGAACGCCAAUUGAAGCUAUCCGGUUUGCUAAACCGAUGGUGGUGCUGGCUUUUGUGUACGACCAAGGACUGA